Messenger RNA from Clarias gariepinus (North African catfish), 2566 nucleotides. RefSeq names its product RAB3A interacting protein (rabin3)-like 1 (gene rab3il1). Bases 131 to 1450 code for a protein of 439 amino acids. Gene Ontology annotation, biological process: exocytosis. Gene Ontology annotation, cellular component: Golgi to plasma membrane transport vesicle. Gene Ontology annotation, molecular function: guanyl-nucleotide exchange factor activity. The transcript has 12 exons. The record is from RefSeq and is a predicted model, not a curated record. NCBI's taxonomy places the organism in Eukaryota, Metazoa, Chordata, Actinopteri, Siluriformes, Clariidae.
AAUAAGGAUUGAAUUAUCCAUACCAUAACUGUUCAUUAAUAGGUACAGAAAGAUACUUAAGACCUACAGUGGCAUAUAUGCAGAAAUCUUGAGAGAAACCUGGUUUACUAUUUCUAUCUCUCCCUGGAAGAUGGAUGCUUUUGAGGGAAUCCAUGCUGUGUGUAUUUCAUCUUCUCCCUCAGUAUUAUCCACAACAUGCCCUGGAUAUGAGCUCGUGGUGACAGGCAGCAAAGGAAUAGCGCUGUACUCCUCCCAUGCCUUUUUUGGAAAAGAGUAUUCUUCAGGUCAGCAGCAAAGCAAGUGCAGCAGAUCUAAAAAGGAGGAAUGUCCUGUUGGAAAGUUAAUAGACCUGGAGGCAGAGCUGGAACCUGAGAUGGAGUCCGGAGUAGGCCGGAGGGAGACAAUGCUCCAGGAGGAGAAAGAGAGUCAGAGGCGAGAAGCCUACAGCCUGUCACGCCUCCGAAGCUCCUCUAUCGAGAUUAGAGAGAAAGGCACUGAGUUCCUCAGAGAGCAGCUGGAUGCUGCGCAGAAGGAGUUAAAGCUAAAGGGGGAGGAAUGUGAGCGACUGUCUCAUCUGAGAAACCAGCUGGAGCAGGAACUAGAGGAAUUGACUGCAAGUCUUUUUGAGGAGGCUCACAAGAUGGUUCGAGAGGCCAAUGUUAAACAGGCUGCUGCUGAAAAACAACUAAAAGAGGCACAGGGCAAGAUUGAUGUACUACAGGCAGAAGUGACUGCACUAAAGACCCUUGUGUUGACUUCUACUCCAUCUUUCCCUAAUCGCCAGCUUCACCCACAGCUUCUGUCCCCAGGCUCCAAAGGAGCUUCACCUCGGCCGGGACACUCGCGCAACAAGAGCGCCACCUUCUCUGCGGCUCAGCUACAAUCAGAGUCACCCAGUGAUAAUACACACAUAGGAAGGGAAGAAAAAGAGUUGGACUCUGUGCUGUUUGCUGAAUUUUUGUCUUGGAGAGAGAAACCAAGUCUGGAUCGGUCAUCUGCCUUCCUGACCCGGAUCUACAGGGAAGACAUCGGGCCCUGUCUCUCUUUCACAUGCUCAGAACUUUCUCAGUCAGUUCAGAAAGCUGUGGAGAAUAACUUUUUGACUAUCGAGCCUGUUGCUUUAACUACGUUGCGCAUGGACAAGGCAUCGACUGUUGAGUUUGGAGGACCCAAUGGCUGCCGAGCACCAGUAGAGACGAAGUGUGCCCUGAGUGGAAUGUCUCAUUUCUGCCGACAUCGCAUUAAACUAGGAGAUAAAGAGAAUUAUUACUACAUCUCUCCCUCCAGCAGAGCUCGGAUCACAGCAGUGUGUAACUUCUUUACUUAUAUCAGAUACAUCCAGCAGGGUCUGGUCAGACAUGAUGCUGAGCAGAUGUUCUGUGAAGUGAUGCGUUUGCGACGGGAGAUGUCUGUAGCCAAGUUAGGGUUCUUCUUCGCAGAUGAGAACUGAACAAUGCCCAGAUUCAGUCGCGAGUUUUCUACAUCAGCAGUUUGAAAUCAGAAGCAGAUUUCCUUACAGACACACUCCAUUAUGGUAUCAGUGACCGAUACAUUAAAAGCCCAGAGGAAAUAUGUGAAAAGAAUUCUGCAGUGACAAUCAGUAUUGGACUGGAGUGAGAUUUUUUCACUCUUUUUAUACUCUGUGUAUAACAGCACAGUUCUUACUAUGGAGCAAAUAUGUAAUUAAUGUUGAGGUAAUUUUUAGAUAAUUUGUUGGUGCCGGUACAGUUUACAGAACUUAAAGUGGGAAGCUGUUUAACGCACAGUCUCUAUAAGAUGCUUGUUAUAACAAGCACAGGUUCACUUACCAUUCAAGGACACACUACAUGUCAAUUAGGGCUCUAAGAUAUUCAGUAAGUAGCAUCAUUUUCUAGAAUUUGUAAAAGUGCACAUAAGGAGAAAUUCAUUCAAUCAGACACAGAUUUAUUUUAAUCAGUGUGAAGUCAUUUAAUGAAAGUUUGACCUGGAGUUACAAAGCCUGUAUUUCCAGGAUAAAGCCUUUAGUGUCUUGAUGAUAAUUGAGGAUUCUGAUGGUAUAGAUUCAACAUUUAUAUCUGCACAGGUUAUACAUGAGCAUGAAUGCUGGGCUUUAAAGUCUUUAAAAAGGUACACAUAUUUAGGUGGGGCUCCUUUAUAUAUACGUGUGUGUGUGUGUGUGUGUGUGUGUAUAUAUAUAUACAACAAUUGCAUGAUUUGACAAUCAAAAAGGCUUGUUUUUUCCUAAGCAUUUUGUUUACUCUUGCCACAGCACAAAUCUAUGCAAAGUUCAUAGUUCUUUAUUCAUAUCAAGAAUAGUAUCAGACCUAUACACCUAUCAUUGAUGUAUAAAUCAUUAAUUAGGUAAGGGAGGAUCUUGUCAUUUAAUAAAAUGUUUUAUGACUAAAUGUUAAGAGCUUUAUACAACAGUUUGAGUCAGAAAGCAUAUUAGUUGCACAAAUCUUCAAGAUAAUACUGUUUAACAAUAACUAGCUUUUUUUUCCUCCUUUAUGUUUACAUCUAACUGCUUGCCUAGCGGAUUAAUACAACAAAAUAAAACAAUACAACAUAAUAUUGAGUAGUGAGUAUG